Messenger RNA from Saxophila tyrrhenica, 651 nucleotides. RefSeq lists its product as uncharacterized. NCBI's taxonomy places the organism in Eukaryota, Fungi, Ascomycota, Dothideomycetes, Mycosphaerellales, Extremaceae. Gene Ontology annotation, molecular function: glutathione transferase activity; maleylacetoacetate isomerase activity. The record is from RefSeq and is a predicted model, not a curated record. The transcript has 3 exons. Gene Ontology annotation, biological process: L-phenylalanine catabolic process; glutathione metabolic process. The coding region runs from base 1 to 651 and encodes 216 amino acids.
AUGUGGACCCUCAUCUCCGCAACCCCCUCCCCCUACGCCCGCAAAAUCCGCAUCGCCCUUAUCGAAAAACGCCUCCCCUUCACCCUCCAGACCGAAGUCCCCUGGGACUCCACCACCGCCACUCCUCAACACAACCCAUUGGAAAAACUCCCCGUUUUGCUACUAAACGAUGACGUGGGCACAGCGGUCUACGAAUCUCACUUUAUAAUGGAAUGGCUGGAAGCGAAGUACCCGGAGCACAGUUUACUGCCGGACGAUCUUGAGGGGAAGUUGUUCGCGAAGAAGGUUGAGGUGCUUGCGGAUGGGGUUUGUGAUGCGCUUGUGCUGGCGUUUUUUGAGAAGAUGAGGGGGGAGGGGUUGAGGAGUGAGGCUUGGAUGGAGAGACAGAUGCGUAAGGCGGAUGGGGGGUUGCGGGCGCUGGCUACGUUUGUCGAGCAGGCGGGGGGAGGGGGUUUUUUGAUUGGGGAGAGGUUGACUUUGGCGGAUAUUGCGGUGGGGAGUGCGCUGGGGUGGUUGAGUUUGCGGUGGCCGGACCAUGAGUGGAAGACCAAACAUCCGAAAUUGAAUGAAUAUUAUGAACGGCUGGAGCAGCGCCCGACGUUUGAUAGCACUAGGCCGUCUGCGCAGACGAUCACGGAUAAGGUUGUGUGA